AUGGACGUCAACGUGGAGUUUGGGGAUCGCAUCUCAGAUGUGGUCGUUACCGUUAGCUUGUCCUUGGGAGCAGCGCUGUCGUUUAUGAUUGACCAGGCUUGUCGCACGACAGCCAGCGAGGUUCAGCUCGUCCAGGUUGUGCAGGCUGAGCACCUGCAGCACUACACGCAAAAGGGGUGGUGGCGGCGGUCCUAUUUGCGCCGGGUUGUCACCCGCAUUGGUUUGGGGCUGGGGCUGAUCGAGCUAUUACCAGAGUCUCGCGGCGACGACCAGCGCGCCAUUUUUGCAAGUUUGCAGCGUGCUGCCGAUGAUGAAGCUGCCAAUCCCAAGGAAGACGAGAUCGGGGGGGAUCGCCGAGCGGGAGCAUCAGGAGCGAUGGUGGCCCGUCGCGUGGUGCUGGUGUGGGCCUUGGUGGCUACGGUGGCUACGGUGGCUCAGGCAGCAACAGUCAUCAACUUCAACUACGGCUGGCGCUUUCGCUACGGCCCCAGUCCGGACGGGGGCACUGGGCCCAAUGCUCACUGUGACUAUCAAGAGUACUACAAUGGUACCUACACACUGCUAUGUGGUACGUUGGCACUGCCGCUGAUAUUCUUGGCCGAGGCAGCUAUCAUGAGCGGAUCUCCUCACGGCAGCCUCUUUCAGUGGCGCAUCGAUGCCAGCAACCGCCGCUGCUAUCAUGGCGGUAACACCUCGACCUGUUCUUUUAAUGGCACGGCCGCAGCCCUGAAUGGCGGUCGCCGUACAUCAGUGCCUUCCUUGCGUACAUCCUAUGACAACAGCGCCGAAAAUCUUGAUGAUAGCGCCUGGCAAACUGUUGAUGCUCCCCAUGAUGUUGGUUGCCUCUUUAUCAUUGAGAACGCACACUUCUCACCCAACAAUGACUUUCGUCACGGCUCGUUUGAGCGCAACGUCAGCUGGUAUCGAAAGCAUUUUGCUCUCAGCUCCGACAUGCUCGUCAACACCUCGGUGUUGCUCCGUUUUGAGGGGGUCUUUCACUUUGCUCAGAUCUGGCUCAACGGCGAAUAUCUGGCAGCCCACAGCUGCGGCUAUACCGAGUUUACCGUUCCCUUGCACAACGCAUCUUCCGUGCGCACAGGUCACAACGUUCUAGCCGUGCGCGUUGACGCAUCCUAUGGCAGUGGUCAUUGGUACGAAGGAGGCGGUUUGUACCGCCCGGUCCAACUGGUCAUCGCCCCACGCAUGGCUGCCAUCGUGCAGGGUGGCUUCUUCGUUGAUCCUGAAAUCAGCCAACAAGCCGUGAGGGCAUCACUCGAGUUUGAGCUGGACCAAGGCGUGGAUGUCAGUCGGGUGCAGGCGCUUUUUGUCGUGAGCAAGUUUGAUGGCACCGUGUUGAGCACGACCAGCUGCUCUGGCUCGAGCGCCGUGGCGACGGGCAACUCCCAUACAUGCCACGCUUUGUUGAAUGUCGCAAACGCAAGCCUAUGGAGCAUCCAGCGCCCAACCCUGUACAUGGCCACGGCCACGCUCCUCUUGGACACGGUUGCAAUAGACAGUGCCAAAACGCAGACGGGCUUUCGUUUCACUAAUUGGACGGGUGCCAGUGGGUAUUGGCACAAUGGUGUGCACUUGAAUUUUCGUGGCUUCAGCAACCACAACAGUUUGACUGGGAUUGGCGUCGCCAUGGCGGAUCGUGUGAAUUUGGUCCGCAUUCAAUCACUGCGUGCACUUGGCGCCAACAUCUGGCGCAUGAGCCACAAUCCGUAUCGCAAGUCGCUCUAUGACAUGCUGGAUGCUGCUGGCGUGCUGGUUUGGGAUGAGAAUCGUGACUAUGGCCUUGAAUAUGUUCAGGAAAUGCACGAUAUAGUGAAGCGCGAUCGAAAUCACCCGUCCAUCAUCGUGUGGAGCCACUGCAAUGAAGUGGAGUGCGACCAAAACGAUAACCGAACCGGAAUUGCAUACUCGGCGCAAGCUCGAGCCCUUGAUCCAUCGCGACCCCUGGCAGCCAACGGCUUUACAGCCGCCUUGGACGUACAAGGCUUCUCACACAGCAAGAACAACACCUUCAUCCAGUGGCAUGCCGAGUAUCCAACCGAGCCCACGGUGCUCAGCGAGUGUUGCAGUUGUACCUCCCAGCGCAAUCCCGCCGAGGAUCGUCUCAUCAGCUCGUGCAUCCGUGAUCAAAACUCACCGGGCCUCCUACCCUAUGUCACGGGUUCGCUCGGAGUGUGGACGCUGACAGACUACUAUGGAGAGCCCGCAGGAUCGUACCCCAGCAUCAGCUCCAGCUUUGGGCAAUUUGAUCUGGCCAUGUUUCCAAAGCAGCACGCCUACUGGUACCGCGUCAAUUGGCUAGCCAUGAUGGACACCACAGACGCCGGGCGCCCGCCCUUGCCAUCGCUGGAUCUGGUGCACGUGGAGGAUUUGCCCAAUUAUAUUCAAGUGGACAAUCGCACAGCCACAAUCAACCUCAUCUCUUCUCUACCCUAUGUGGAAGUAGUGGGCGACAAUCACUCCUCCGGGAUUCAGGCCGUGGUGGUCGGAAUGUCCAAUGCCCUGACGUUGCCCGUCUCCAACAAGCCUGGAGGUUGUGACUUUCCCAUCUUGGCAACCACGCAGUGCCACGGUUUGAAGCAAGACACGAUUUCCCAGAGUGCAUCGGCGUGCGAGGCAGCGUGCUGCGCUGAGGCGAGCUGUUCCAUUUGGCAGUAUCAAGAUGGCUCGGGUUGCUGGCGAGGCGUGUAUGAGCCUGCUUCAUGCUACAAUAGCAGUCGGGCUAAAAAUCUUACCUGGGUUGGAGCGGCCCGCACCGCGCCCCCGGUGUUUCAAAGAUUAGUUGCGCGCGGGUAUGAUCAGCAGCAUCAACUGCGAGCUGAGCACACUUUGGUGGGCCCCAUGGCUCCGAGCCAACUGUCGUUGGUGGUGGAUGCACCCGCGGCCAGCACGGGCACGGGCACGCACCUUUACUUGGACGGAGAGGACACGGCCAUGCUGCAUGUGGCCCUGCAGGACGAGCAGGGGGCGUUGGUAACGCUCAGCUCCGCGAAUGUCUCGUUUGCCGUGGUCAGCGGCCCAGGCCGCCUGAUCGGCGUGGGAAAUGGUGACCACAUGUCCCUGCACAACCCCAAGGCGCAAAACGCUACCACCUACUUUGGCCUCGUGCGCGCUUACGUGCAAGUGACGCUGGACUGCGUUAGUGCCCACCGUGGCCUUGUAGCCAAUGUGACGCUCGAUCGCGGAUUUGUGGACGUGGACGUCGGUGACUGCUCGGGCGCGCAGGACAUUGUUGUGGAAGCCAGCGCGCCCGGCUAUCCGAGCACCACAGUUCACAUCCCCGUCUCAUCGGACGCUGUACAUGCCCCAAUCCAGGUGGCGCGGCAGCCCUUGAACUACACCUACAUGGACCACGACUACUAA
Monosiga brevicollis MX1 is the source of this 3378-nucleotide messenger RNA. RefSeq lists its product as uncharacterized. Gene Ontology annotation, biological process: carbohydrate metabolic process. Gene Ontology annotation, molecular function: hydrolase activity, hydrolyzing O-glycosyl compounds. The record is from RefSeq and is a predicted model, not a curated record. The transcript has 12 exons. Lineage: Eukaryota; Choanoflagellata; Craspedida; Salpingoecidae. The coding region runs from base 1 to 3378 and encodes 1125 amino acids.